AUGUUUGGCUUUGUCGCAGACGGUUUGACCGUCGCAACUACAGUCUUCUUUCCUAUCUUCGCGUCCUACAAAGCUCUCCACACGUCAGAUCCAGCCCUCCUCGCACCCUGGCUGAUCUACUUCGUCGUCCUUUCAGCCUGCACCGCCGUGGAAAACACAUUCGACUUCAUCCUUAGCUGGGUGCCUUUCUAUUCAUGGAUUCGCUUCUUCGCACACCUUUACCUGAUCCUGCCUGGUUCGCAGGGCGCAGGCUACCUGUACCAGGAGUACAUGGAACCUUUCCUCUACCACCAUGAGCGCGAAAUCGACGAGUUCAUUACCCAGAGUCAUGAUCGCGCCAAGUCAGCAGGUAUAGCAUACGUCGAGAUGGGUAUUGAGUGGGUAAAGGUCAAUGUGUUGGGCUUUGCACCCAGGAAGCCCGACUCACCGAGGCCCGAUGGACAGACGUAUGCGCAAAACCUCAUGAGUAGAUUCCAGAUGCCGUCAGCAAGGGGCAGUAAUGAUCUAUACGGGCUGGUCAACCAGGCGCUCAGCGGAGCCAGUGCGCUUUAUGGUGCUGCCGGUACCGCAGGUACAAGAGAUGCGCAAGCCUCAGACCUGAGCCGCGGUGCAGGAAACCUCGUCCCCGACUCUAUCCGCAACAACGACGACCGACUCAACUACGUAGCAUCACAGCGCCAGCGUCUCGAGACCCUUCUACAAGCAUUCGACCGCGAGCAAGAUAACAUCCGCUCACAGCAAACGGGGGGGAACAGAUACCAUGAAGUCAAUAGGAGUACCGGAAGUCUCUCUGGUAGCCUAUCUCGCAACAGGAGCGAAGCCGAAUUCGACAGGAUCGAGCGCGAUGAAUUGAGCUCAGGCUCCGACCGACCGCCGUACCCCAUCACACCGCCCGCACUGGGCCGAAGGACAAGCAGUGGUUGGAUGCCGUGGAACUGGCAGCGUCAGGAACAGCCUCGGGAUGAUCCACUUGCAUACGGCAGGGAACCGAGCGAUAUCAGGAACAGAUCGAGGGCUUCGGGUUUCGAUCUAGGCGAUCGCUAA
Messenger RNA from Alternaria burnsii, 1044 nucleotides. Its product is annotated as hva22 domain membrane protein. Lineage: Eukaryota; Fungi; Ascomycota; Dothideomycetes; Pleosporales; Pleosporaceae. The record is from RefSeq and is a predicted model, not a curated record. The coding region runs from base 1 to 1044 and encodes 347 amino acids. The transcript is spliced from 2 exons.